UUUUUUAAUUCCUGUUUUGCUCGGUCCGGGGAGUUUCGCCCCCCUGCCCGGCUCCGCGGCGCGGAGGAUGGUGUGGAAAUGGCUGGGCGCGUUGGUGGUGUUCCCUCUGCAGAUGAUCUAUCUGGUGGCCAAAGCAGCCGUCGGACUGGUGCUGCCCGCCAAGCUGCGGGACCUGUCGCGGGAGAACGUCCUCAUCACCGGAGGCGGGAGAGGCAUCGGGCGCCAGCUCGCUCGCGAGUUCGCAGAACGCGGCGCCAGAAAGAUCGUUCUCUGGGGCCGGACUGAGAAAUGCCUGAAGGAGACGACAGAGGAGAUCCGGCAGAUGGGUACCGAGUGCCACUAUUUCAUUUGUGACGUGGGUAACCGGGAGGAGGUGUACCAGACGGCCAAAGCUGUCCGGGAGAAGGUGGGCGACAUCACCAUCCUGGUAAACAACGCUGCCGUGGUCCACGGGAAGAGCCUCAUGGACAGUGACGAUGACGCCCUUCUCAAGUCCCAGCACAUCAACACCCUGGGCCAGUUCUGGACCACGAAGGCCUUCUUGCCGCGGAUGCUGGAGCUGCAGAACGGCCACAUCGUGUGUCUCAACUCUGUGCUGGCGCUCUCCGCCAUCCCCGGUGCCAUUGACUACUGCACGUCCAAAGCCUCGGCCUUCGCCUUCAUGGAGAGCCUGACCCUGGGGCUGCUGGACUGUCCAGGGGUCAGUGCCACCACCGUGCUGCCCUUCCACACCAGCACCGAGAUGUUCCAGGGCAUGAGGGUGAGGUUCCCCAACCUCUUCCCACCGCUGAAGCCUGAGACAGUGGCCCGGAGGACGGUGGAAGCCGUGCAGCUGAAUCAAGCCCUCCUCCUCCUUCCGUGGACCAUGCAUGCCCUCAUCAUCUUGAAAAGCAUACUCCCACAGGCUGCACUGGAGGAGAUCUACAAAUUCUCAGGAACCUACACCUGCAUGAACACUUUCAAAGGGCGGACAUAAAGACCAGAUGCAGAGACACGCUUGCAAGCCACGGAACCUGAGGGGGCCACGGUACUGGGCACACACCCAUGUGCCUGUCCCUUGGCACACUUCUUCUGCUGGGUGAGCAGGACUGCUCCUGGCCCCAGGAAGAAUCCGGUGCCCUCCCCCUGGCCAGCCCCAGGACCUUUGCACAGGACUGAUGGGCAUAACUCUGACCCCCAUGGGGAGGCGAGAAACCAGCCAGUAGCCACCUUGACACUUUCAUACAUUUCUAAUUCUGUAGAGUUUAUUGUUAAAUUGCUUCUAACCAGCCUUAGCAGUGUGCAUAGACUGUUUCCAGGAGGGUCAGAUACUCUCUUUUUUCUGAAAAGAUACCCAGAUACUCUCUUUUUUCCGAAAUCCACCCAUCCUCAGCUUGUGCAAAUGGCACAUUUGAAUGGCAGGAAUGAAAAAUAAAGAGAUGGUUUUU
This is a messenger RNA of Enhydra lutris kenyoni (northern sea otter), 1427 nucleotides long. RefSeq names its product dehydrogenase/reductase 3. The transcript is spliced from 6 exons. The record is from RefSeq and is a predicted model, not a curated record. The coding region runs from base 68 to 976 and encodes 302 amino acids. NCBI's taxonomy places the organism in Eukaryota, Metazoa, Chordata, Mammalia, Carnivora, Mustelidae. Gene Ontology annotation, molecular function: oxidoreductase activity, acting on the CH-OH group of donors, NAD or NADP as acceptor. Gene Ontology annotation, cellular component: lipid droplet.